AUGACGAAAAUAACAGAUGCAGCAACGAGACAGGCAGUUCAAAGUGCCUAUGACGCCGUUAGAGCAACUGUUGUGAAAAGUCAAGAAAAAGAGUUACAACAGACCAAAACAGACCUAGUAAAUGCUUUCUUAAAAACGAAAAGUCAGGUAGGACAUUACGCUGCAGAUGGAACAUAUGUGCCAGCUGGUGGAACUUAUAUACCACCAAACCCUCCAAGAGAAGCACCUGCACCAGGACUACCUAGAACAUUUACAUCGUCACAUGGACACAGACACAGGCAUGCACAACAACCAGCACAACAACCACCUCCACAACCAGCACAACAACCAACACAACAACCAGCACAGCAACCAACAGUUCAAAACCCUGCACAACAACAACCACAAACAGAGCAAGGACAUAAAAGAAGUAGAGAACAAGGAAACCAAGAAUUCUUAAAAAUGCUUAAAGAAGAGUGUGGUUUCCCAGAUACUGUUGACUUUAGUGACAGAUAUAAAGAAGCUAUUAGAAAGUUCAAGGAUGGAAAUACUGACCCGAACCUAUUUAGCUUUAUGGCUCAGCACCAAAACGGAUAUAAUCUCAAACCUGGAAAAUACAAGCUCGCUAAGGGAUAUGAUUUAAUAGCAUAUCAUCCAAAUGACAUGGAUGAAUUUACUCCGAGAUAUUUGAUGUCAGAGCUAAAUGACAAUUCAACUUUCGUCAUGAAACGCGUAAAAAAUAGAGACGGAACGAAAGAACAAAAGCUUAUGAAUGCGGAUGACGUAGAUAGGGAAAUUGUUGAAAACGGUCUCGGAAUAUAUGAAAUGCCAGCAGAUGAGGUACAAGAAACUCCACAGGAAGAAGUUCAGAUACAACCAGACAUGGAAGAAAUAGUUCAGCAACAACAGCUAGAAGAGCCUGAAGGAAACGAACAAGUCCUUCCUUUGGAAACUAACUUCACAGAACUAGAUGAAGAUUUGGAACAGCCGAAAAAUCUUGACCCUCAACAAGAGUAUGCGGAGAAUAUGGAAUAUUUCCAAGAGUCUAAAAAAAAUUCGGCUGACAUAGUAGAAGAAUAUCGAAAAAU
Molecule: messenger RNA, 1067 nt
Organism: Trichomonas vaginalis G3
Lineage: Eukaryota; Parabasalia; Trichomonadida; Trichomonadidae
Product: protein of unknown function, DUF4106 family
Exons: 1
Source: RefSeq, a predicted model, not a curated record